UCCCCAGAAUCCUCUUCGUAUGCUAGACACACACUGUGGGGCAGGGCCCUUCAGACUGAUGGCUAAAAGCUGGGUUUUGAAGCGAAACUGGAGCUAUUGGAAUUGUGUGAUGUGCUGUCCUUGAGCGCAAGCUGGAAAACCACAACCAGGUUUAUUGUUGUUGUUAAUCUGUGAAAGAGGUUUGGAUCAUCAGAUAAAACAUAUUGUGGAUCGUGGCAUGUGUCUCAGCACAUCUUCUUUUUGAUGAUGACCAGAGUUCAGACACCAACACUCAAGUGGCUCAUACUUUUCUGCAUUCAAUAUCCAGUAUACAAGGAGAAAACAUGCUCUCUCAUGCACAAACAUAUGCAAAAUGUAACAAUAAACUUCAUAAACUGGCUACAUGCUGUUUAAACAGCCCAGAAAUGGUGCUUGUGAAUCUCCUAGUCAUUUCCUACUUAAGUGACGGUCAAGAUAAAAGUGUGGGAAGUACCAGAAUUGUCUGACUACCUUGUGAAAGAAGCAUACUUUUACAGUAGUCCUCCUGGACUCCUAGUCCCACCUAUCUUGAUUCCCUAUUGGCCAGACAGUGCUUUAUUGACAAAUGCACAGGACUUCCCCCAACAGAUGUGCACAUCGACUUCAGUCAGGAAGAGUGGGCUUCACUGAAUCCUUCUCAGAAAAGUGUCUACAAAGAUGUGAUGCUAAACACCUACAUAAACCUCAAUGCUGUAGGCUACAGUUGGGAUGACCAUAAUUUUGAAGAACUUUGUCAAAAUUCUAGAAGAAAUAGAAGGUAAUUUUCAUGGGCAAGUUUAUACAAAUUUGCCUCUUAAGAAAUUUUAAUGUUUCCUGGAUUGUUUAAAGAAAAGAAACAGUGUAAAUCAGCACAGCUUGAAGGAUAUUAAUGAUUCUUAAUUUCCCACAAAAUCAUAUACCUCAAUGUCAGGUAGCUAUUCUGUGUUUGCAAGGCCUUCCAGUGGGAAAAACAAAACAAAAAGGAGACAGUGCCUUAACAGAUACCAACACUUGCCAUAGAGAUCUGUGCCAUAGAAAUAACAAUCUGUUUAGUUUAAUAUCACUAAGGUAUUUUAAAUGGUAUACACAUUGAUAAGAUGAUACAUAUAUGUACAUGACCUUCAAAGAAAAAUAGUCUGUCUUAAAGCUGCCCUUAAUCAUAUAUUCAUGACUUUGCUAUGUAUAUUUGAAGGGUCAGUUUAAGAGAGUCAAGAAGAUUGUUGCAGAGAAGCAUUAAUUCCUAUAUCACAUAUCUGUGAGGAAAAGAAAGUCAAACUGCAUGAAUUAAAUGUGGAAACCUUUUAUUUAUUACUCUGCCUUUAAGAAGAAUAUCAUUUCCAGCAGGGAAGGGGUAGUCCAUAUCAUUUAUCCCAGUGCUCAGAAGGCAGAGGCAGGUGGAUUUGUAUGACUUGGAGGGACAGCCUUGUGUACAGAGGAAGUUCCAGGACCAGAUCCAUAGCUACACAGAGAAAUCUAUGUCAAAAACAAAAACAAAAAUGAAAAGACCAUUGUAGUACAUUGACCUCCAUAGAGACAGCAAUGGGGCAAGUACAAGUCAGAUGGGCAUGGGGUGACUUGUGCCUUGUGGAAAAAAAUCAUCUAAACAUGGGCAAAGGAGAUCCUAAGAAGCCAAUAGGCAAAAUGGCCUCAUGUGAAUUCUUUGCGCAAUCAUGCUGUGAAGAAUGCAAGAAGAAGCACCUGGAUGCUUCUGUCAACUUCUCAGAGUUCUUUAAGAAGUGCUCAGAAAGGGGGAAGAGCAUGUCUUCUAAAGACAAGGUGAAAUUUGAAGAUAUGGCAAAGGCCAACAAGGCUCAUUAUAAAAGAGAAAUGAAAACUUACAUCCCCCCCCCAAGGAGACACCAAAAAGAAGUUCAAGUACCCCAUGCACUCAAGAGGCCUCCCUCAGCUUUCUUCUUGUUCUGUUCUGAGUAUUGCUUGUCCGUUGGUGAUGUUGCAAAGAAACUGGAACAACAUUCCUGCAGAUGAUAAGCAGCCCCAUGGAAAGGAGGCUGCCAAGCUGAAGGAGAAGUAUGAGAAGGAUAUUGCUGCUUACAGAGCUCAGGAAAACCUGAUGUCAUGAAAAGGGGGUUGUCAAGGCAGAAAAGAGCAAGAAAAAGAAGGAAGAGGAAGAUGAAGAGGAUGAUGAUGAUGAAUAAGUUUGUUCUAGCAUGGUUUUUUGAAGCAUUUAAACACCCCACUUUGAGAAGAGAUGUUGAAUGUGAUGAAGGUUUACAAGUAUUUGGUGUUCCAAAUUCAUUAUAAAGAUAUCAACAAAUACAGAGUGCAGAAAACCACUAUGAGUAUUGUAUUGUAUGACUUGUUCCAUUUAUCCUACUACAAUAUGCCAAUAUAGUAUGACUCACACUAUAGGAAAACUUAUGAAAGCUCUAAGAAUGACAGGGCUCUGAGUUCCUCCAGUUCUUUUCAAAUAUAUGAAAAAUCUCAUAUAAAAAAUGCCACAAAUUUGGGCCAUGAAAUAAAGGCUCUGAAUAUCUAUCACAGGUGUCUUCAAAGCCACAAAAUACCCUCUCAUAAAGGGAAGUAUCAUGAAUGUAAAACAUAAGAUCUUAUUCCUCUUUACAAUUAAGCCAAAUUAUAAAAUUAAUUUAUAUAGAUACUACAUUUCAUCAGUAUAACACAUGUGGUAAUGCUUUUACAUGUGUCUGUUAUCAUUUCAGGAAUAAAACAAGCCAUACAGGAGAGAACCCCUGUGAAUACAUGAGAUUUUUCAUAUAUUAGCAUGUGGUAAAGCCUUUUCACAUCACUGUAACCACUUAAGUGAUAAAAGAACACAUACUUGAGAGAGACCCUGUGAGUAUGACUUGUGGGGUAAAAUAUUCAUAUGUAUCACCAGUCAUUAAAUCAUAAAACAUCAUACUACAUAAAAACCAUAUAAAUAUAAGCAGUGCGUAAAGUUGUGCACUUUGCAUAUCACAAUAGUAUUUGAGUACCUGAGAAAAUUCAUACUAAAUGGAAUCUUACUACAAAUUAUUUGGGAAAAUCUUCAACCAACACACAUUUGGUUACACAGGAUUCUUGAGAGAAAAAUACUUGAAAAAUGUCAAAAUUAUGUUCAAGAUUAUGGUGUCUCUCUUUUGUUUGAACCUGCAAACUCGUAUGGAAAAACUAUGAAUUCAUUGAUAAGAUAACCUUUUUUGAUUUCACGCUUUUCCUUAGUUACAUAAAAAACCUCAUUUGGAUCAGUCAAUUUCUCUAAAUUCAAUUUUAUGUGCUUGCUUUCUUUUCCAUGACCCAAUUCAUGAUGAGGGGAAACUGUUAAGACUUCAAAUGCCUUAAUACCUGGAUUACAGGAAUGGCUUCUUACAAGACAAAAUGUUCAUGUGUGAAAAUCUGUUUGGUUAGACACUUGGUUUAGUUUUAAUUAUGUGAUAUCAGUGUGUGGGUCUGUGAAUGUUCAUGCUUGUUCCCAAGAAGGUUAGACAGUUUAGUAUUCCUAUAGCAGGAACUACAGAAAGUUCUCAAAAAUCUGACCUAGGUCCUGCCAAUGAAUUUGUCACAAUUUUCCUCAUCUAUGUCUCUAGCCCUGUAUUUAUUUUAUAUUCAUUUGGUUGCAAUUUUGCUUGUCCCUAUCUCUUACCCUGUACAUAUUUUAAAUACUUUUUGUAUCAUCUUGAUGUCAGGUAAUGGGGAAUAACCCAGAAAAGAGAAAACCCUAUCCAUGGAAAUGAUUUUGUAAAGACUUCAUACUUGUCUUUAGUUUCAAUAAAAAACUGUUUUAUGUGA
Messenger RNA from Mesocricetus auratus (golden hamster), 3741 nucleotides. Its product is annotated as high mobility group protein B1-like. The coding region runs from base 1537 to 1983 and encodes 148 amino acids. Gene Ontology annotation, molecular function: DNA binding, bending. NCBI's taxonomy places the organism in Eukaryota, Metazoa, Chordata, Mammalia, Rodentia, Cricetidae. The record is from RefSeq and is a predicted model, not a curated record. The transcript is spliced from 5 exons. Gene Ontology annotation, biological process: regulation of transcription by RNA polymerase II.